Episyrphus balteatus (marmalade hoverfly) is the source of this 1332-nucleotide messenger RNA. RefSeq names its product procathepsin L. Bases 185 to 1234 code for a protein of 349 amino acids. Lineage: Eukaryota; Metazoa; Arthropoda; Insecta; Diptera; Syrphidae. Gene Ontology annotation, cellular component: lysosome. Gene Ontology annotation, molecular function: cysteine-type endopeptidase activity. The transcript has 3 exons. The record is from RefSeq and is a predicted model, not a curated record.
AACUAAAUCAAUCAUGUUAGAAAGAAUAUUGCUUCCCCACUUCAUUCAGUUUUAGUUCGGAAAAUAGAAAAUGUAACACACUAUAAGUUUAAAGUCACUCUGUUCACACCCGGUUAUAUUUAAUCAAUGAUUUAUUCAAGCCACAUGUACCUAACUCACAUAAUACUUUCUUGCAGUUAAAUUUAUGUCAUUUUUCGGACUUGGAUUACUUGUAAGUUUUAUAGUUCCUGCUGACUUUAUAAGGUCAGGUUGCUCAAACUAUCAGCUAAGCUCAGACUUUCCUAGACUUGAACACGUUAACAGUUUUGAUGAAUUUAUCGAUCAAACAGGACGUCAAUACAGCAAUGAGUUUGAAAAACAAAUGCGAGAGACGAUUUUUGUCACAAAAAAGAAUCUCAUUGAUGUCACUAAUAAAGCUUUUGAGAACGGUUUAUCCACAUUUGCACUUGGAAUAAAUCCUUUUGCUGACCGAACCUUAGUUGAGUACAGCAGACUUCAUGGAUCCAAAAUUUCUCUUAAAGGAGAACAAAGAGUUGGUAAACAUCGAAACUAUUUAAAAAAGAAUUCCGUUAAAGAUCUUCCUGAUAAUUUUGACUGGCGUGAGCUUGGAGGAGUAACAUCAGCCAAAUUUCAAGGAGCAGAUUGUGGCAGUUGUUGGUCUUUCGCUGUGAUUGGGGCCUUAGAAGGACAUUUAUUUAGAAAGACUGGGUUUUUGGUACCUCUUUCGGCUCAAGAUUUGAUAGACUGUGCGGAAUCAUAUGGAAAUAAUGGUUGUGAAGGUGGCUUUCAGGAAUAUGGCUUUGAUUACAUUGUCGAACAUGGAAUUGCAUUAGAUACUCGGUAUCCGUACACACAAAUGGAAAACCCACAAUGUCAUCAUAACGAGACUGGUAUUGGCAUUAAAAUAAGGGAUUAUGCGAGUAUUAAGCCAGGCGAUGAAGAGAGAAUGAAAGAAGUAAUUGCAACCUUGGGACCCAUAGCUUGUUCCAUGCAAGCGAGUCUUAACUCUUUCCAACUCUAUAAAGGCGGAUUGUACACUGACGAUGAGUGCAACAAGGGUGAAGUCAAUCAUUCUGUUGUUGUAGUGGGCUACGGCCAGGCAAAUGGACGUGAUUAUUGGAUAAUAAAGAAUUCUUAUUCACCAAAUUGGGGCGAAAACGGUUUCAUGAAACUUCCUCGAAAUGAGGAUGGGUUCUGUGGUAUAGCUUCGGAAUGCAGUUAUCCAGUUUUGUGAUUGAUGUUUAAACAUUUCUUUUAGUUUUUUAUGUUUAGUUUAAGUUAUAAAGGCAUACAUAUUAUAUAAACAUUGGCUGAUAGACUGUUAUUUUUAUU